Messenger RNA from Notolabrus celidotus (New Zealand spotty), 4642 nucleotides. RefSeq names its product unc-51 like kinase 4 (gene ulk4). The coding region runs from base 102 to 4232 and encodes 1376 amino acids. Gene Ontology annotation, biological process: protein phosphorylation. The record is from RefSeq and is a predicted model, not a curated record. NCBI's taxonomy places the organism in Eukaryota, Metazoa, Chordata, Actinopteri, Labriformes, Labridae. The transcript is spliced from 37 exons. Gene Ontology annotation, molecular function: protein kinase activity; ATP binding.
ACUCCCCUCCUCUCAGGUGUAAUUAUUCGGCCCGUCACUCUUCCGCCAACAAACAGCGGGCUGUUGAAGAGAAGGUAACUGAACGCAACAAGAUAAAAUAGAUGGAGAACUUCAUCCUGUAUGAGGAGCUUGGGAAGGGCAGGAGUAGUGUGGUCUAUAAAGGAAGAAGGAAGGGCGAGCUUAACUAUGUCGCCAUCAACUGCACUGAUAAAACCAAGAGACCUGAGAUCACUAACCAUGUACGUCUCAGUCACGAUCUGGAUCAUCCAAACAUAGUGUCCUUCCACGAGUGGUAUGAGACAAGCAGCCACCUCUGGUUGGUCGUGGAGCUCUGUACAGGUGGUUCCCUGGAGUCAGUAAUUAGCCGUGAUGGAUGUCUGUCAGAAGAUGUGGUUAAGAGAUUUGGAUGGGACUUGGUUAAAGGACUUAAAUACAUCCAUGAGUCAGAAAUUAUUCUCUCUGACUUAAAUCCUUCCAAGAUCUUGUUGGAUGGUAGUGGCAUUCUGAAGUUAGGUAACUUCUGUCUGGCCAAGGUAGUAGGAGAGACACUGGAGGAUUUCUUUAGCAUGCUCUCAACAUCUGAGGGUGCAGAAGAACAAGAAACCAUGGACACCUUUGACAGUGUGCAGAAAAGACUAAAAGGUUCUCCAGCUUACAGCCCCCCGGAAGUUUUACAGGGCACAGAAACCAGUAUGAGCUCUGAUCUGUGGGCCCUGGGUUGCAUACUCUACUACAUGUUCACUGGUAAGCCCCCGUUUGAUUCUGACAGCUUCACUGAACUUACUGAGAAGAUUUUACAUCAGGAACCAUCACCUCCAAGACAGACAGUUUUUUCAUCCAGUACUCCCAGUGAGGAUUUCCAGAACCUUCUGAAAGGCUUGCUUAACAAAAACCCAGAUAAGAGGAUGCACUGGGUAGAGUUGUUAGACCACCCUUUCUGGACAGAAGUACUUAUGGAGGAAGAGGAGGAUGAUGAAGAAGAGGAACAGAAGCAAAGAAAUGGCUUUAAAGGUGUUGGUUCAGAUAGCUCAAGACACACAAGAAUCCCUGACCCUCUCCCUCCAGGAGAAGCAGACACACUUCCAAACAACCACUCUGCCGUCCAGCAGCCAGCACGUAUCACCUCUAAGACAGUAAUACUGUCACAGAUUUCAACUUCAACCACUCACAGUCACUCUGAAAGAAAGACUGAUUCACAACGCUCUGUCAGAGCCUCAACCUGUGGAGCCUUAAGGGACAGCCAGGACAUGGAUGGGGAGAAGGAAAAGCAGGAUGGAGAGGAAGUGGAGGCAAAGACAGAAGAUGACCCCAAGCUAACUGCAGCCCGGCAAAUAUGCCACACACUGCAACCCAAUAAGUCAUUCACACUGGAUAAUAUGUCGGAGCUCAGGCCAAAGAGUGGAGUGGAUGAGGACAACACUGAAGCUAUUUUCCUGCUCAGUUCCUGUGCCAACUCAAGAAGAAGCUGCAGUAUCUCAGAACCUCCAAACAAGACCCCUGCACUUCAGGCCGGCACAGGGACAGACAUCACAUCCAAAGUGAAGUCUCUUCUUCAUACUGACUCUGAUUUGACUGUCACCCCAGUCUUGGACAACCCAAAGAUUCUUAAGAGUUCUCCUGUGCGAUUUGAUUCCAAAAACCUUUGUGUACCAGUGUAUUCAGUUGAGGACCUGAAAUCUUUAAGAGAUGAAGAGUGGACUGUCUUUCUCUUACAACUCUGUUCAUCCCUUAAAGACCAGAAUCUCUCUGCUCCUUCUUCCACUGCUGCUCCUCCAUCCUCCACAGCCAUUCGCUCAAAACUCAACCUGCUGUGCUACCUCUGCUGUGUAGUUGGACAUAAAGUUGUAGCUAACAGGCUGAUAAACUCAACACUGCUUUCAGGACUGACUCAGCAGUUACGACAUGCUCCCAACUGGGAUGUGAAAAGCAAAGUUCUCAGAGUAAUGGGUCUACUUGCUCUGCACUGCACCGAACUCAGAGAGGACAGCUCAGUCCCUGAGGCUGUGUCCACAUUAACAGACCUGCUGAGAGACAACCUGAAGAACUCUAAAGUAAAGCAGUUCUUGUUGCCACCACUAGGAGAGCUCCUUUACCUCAUCGCCUCUCAGGAGGAGAAGAGAGGCUCCCCAGAGGGACUGUGGUUCGUUCCCGCUGCCGCCUACACUGGCUUAAUGAGGAGCCUGCGGGAAGGGGACGAUUCCAUCGUUCACCACAUGGCUGCUAAAGCCAUAGAGAACAUCUCCACCUGUGUUUCUGGCCCCUCCCACCACCUUGUUACCCCAGAGUUAGGCUCCGCCCUCUGGUACCUGUUCACUCACUCCACUGUGGAGGCUGUGAGAGUCACAGCCAUCUCUUCUCUUUCUAGGCUCACCCGGGUGGUCCCAGCAGUCUUCUUGGCAGUGAUUGACACAUGUGGCCCUGCAGCUAUUUUGGAGGGUGUAGGUGGAGCAGGGGCCAGGGUGCAGCAGCACCUGCUCUCUGCUAUGGCUAGUGCCCUACUCACCUCCCGCAUCCACACACACCGCGUCACACAAAGCAGGGAUUUGGUGUUGAAGGUGCUACGCUGUCUAGAGAGUCCCUCCACAGUAACAAGAGCCAAAACAUUACUACUGAUUCUACUGUUAAUACAGGACAACAUACCCACACUGCUUUGCUGCUGUCAAAACAGGCUAGUGAUGUACCUGGAGAGAGACCUCCGCAAAGCCACUCCCCUCAGAGAGAACCCUGGCCAAUCAGGAUACCUGUCCCAGUGUAUGGAUGUACUGACUGUGUAUCUGACCAGCACUGCACCUCUGAUACUGGAGGACGUCUUGUGUGCAUUACAAAGUGUGAUUGGGAGAAAACACCCUUCUACAGCUCAGAGCAGACAGCUCAAACAAACUUUACCAACAAUGUCGGUGGUGCUUGAACUUGUUUCAUCACAGGUCUUUAGAUCUCACAUCGUUACUGCAGAUUUUCUUGCUAAAGUUGGAUUGCUGCUGAACUAUAUCACCUCCAUAGAGUCCAAUGAAACAAACCUGUCCAGUGCUUUAGGAUCUGCAGCGUGUGAGGAGUUGAUUAGGACAUCUCUUUCCAUCGUGGAAGUACUAAGUCAGCAUCAUGCUCUCAUCACUCCACAGCAGAAUAUUGUUGUGGAUGCCAUUCUUCCUCCUCUGACAACACUGGCUUUCAGCAGAAAUGUGGAGUGGUCUGUGUUUGUUUUGAGGGUCCUGUCUGAGUUCAGCCUUGUCCUGCUGGUCGAGGAGACUAAAAGAGCUGAGGAAGAUGAGCGGGCAGACAGAAACAAGGAAGGAGAAGAAAAAGGAGGAAGGGCAGCAGAAGAAAGGGAUGAUGGAAGCCCCUGUAAUCACAUAUUGGCUCUCAUCGAUAAAACUCUGCUUUCAAGGUAUGAGUCUCUUCUUCGAGCAGCAGAGCCUAUCCCGCUCUACGCACUCAAGCUGCUGCUGUCUCUGACUGAACACAGCUUGCAGAUGUGCAGGUUGAUCAAACAGAGUAGGAUCCUUCCGAUGGUCCUUCAGCUCAUUAUGGCAAACAGCAGCAAUGUUAACAGUGGGCUGAUCCAGAAUGCAGUCGCCUUGUUGUGUAAUCUUAGUGGAAUGAUUCCUCUACACCAACAAGGUCUAAUAGAGGUGGUGGUGAGCACCCUCUCAGAAGCUGCUCAAGUCCACCUGGAUGGAGCGGGGCAUGCUGGGAGGAAGGUCAGUCAUCUUGUGUUACAGGCCCUACUGGAACUGCUUCACACCAUCCUAAAACAGAUGUCUGCUGUUAUCCGCUCUGCACUGCAGAGCCAGAGGCUAUCUUGUCCAGCAGUGGAGAUGGAGGCAGCAGAGAAGCUGCUCCUAGAAAACCGACCCCUGAGCCAACUCAGCACACUCCUCAUUCACAUGCUCUCCACUGAAAUCCAGGAGGUUUGGGAGGAGUCUAUUCAGUGUCUGUCCCUCCUGGUCCAGCUGUACGGAGGGGAAGGCUACUACUGUCUGUCACCUUCCUGUUUGCAGAGCUUCUCACAUGUGUUGCAAACACACAUGCACACUGAGACCCCUAAAAUCCAACGUACUACACUCAGAAUCAUCAAACGACUGGUGCAGACCACAGAGCAUCCUGAUUGGUUUGAAUGCCCAGAAGGAGCGGAGCUAAUCAGUCUACUGAGGGAUAUAAGCACGUCCAACAGAUGUCAUGUUGAUGUGGUUCCCCUGGCCUCUGAAGUCCUCCACCUCAUCUCUGGAUCCUAAAACAUCUCAUCUUCAAAUGUUUCAAACUAGAAAUCAGAACCUUUGUCAUUUUUGAUGGUUGACUUUUAUAAUUCCUCUGUCUUCAGGUUUUUGUGAAUAAUCAGUUCUGUCAGAACACAAGUUUCUGAUCAUAUUUCUGUAGUUAUUCAUUUUAUUUAGUUCAAAAUUACAAAUUGUACAAGAUGUAAACACAGAAAUGUGCUGUAAUAUUUCAUGUUAUUUAUGUGUUAUCUUUACCUUGUAGUUGUUUUAUGAACUGCUUUGAGUGUUGCUGUAAUCUCCUUGCAGCUUUGAGCCAUGGAUGAAUCUGACCAUGUGCUAUCAGAGCGCUCAUUUCCUGUGCAUCACUCUCAUUAACUUUGCAAAUUGGAUCAAUGACAGUAAUAAAUAUUGCUGUGUCGCUAAAAUAA